AUGUCACUUUUGAAGAUGGUUCGUCAAUGGUCUUGGAGAGGCACAAUUUCUCAGCCGUUCGCCAUCAAAUUAUUCAAAGGAGUUUGGAACGCACACCCAAGAUUUGCCACUCGAACUGUGAUGGUGCAAAACAAUGAUGUUGAUGGAGCAUUUGGACUCCUAAACAGAUUGAUGGAUUCAGAAGGAAUGCUGAAGAUUAUUCGUCGAACACAGUUUUAUCAAAAACCGUAUAUGCAAAGAAAGUCACUUUCGAUGGAAGCUUCCACGGCAAUUUUCAAUGAAGACAUGAACCGAAAAAUGCGAUUUCUCGUUAGAAAAAAUCGUCCGGAUAAGCAUCCUGGACAAGUAACGUCCUGA
This is a messenger RNA of Caenorhabditis remanei, 357 nucleotides long. RefSeq lists its product as uncharacterized. Gene Ontology annotation, cellular component: ribosome. The transcript is spliced from 2 exons. Lineage: Eukaryota; Metazoa; Nematoda; Chromadorea; Rhabditida; Rhabditidae. Gene Ontology annotation, molecular function: structural constituent of ribosome. The coding region runs from base 1 to 357 and encodes 118 amino acids. Gene Ontology annotation, biological process: translation. The record is from RefSeq and is a predicted model, not a curated record.